UUUAUGACCUGUAUUGCAGCCAGCCACCAGGGGGCGAUCAAAAGCCCACCCGUUCUACACCGCUGGUUCCAUUCUCGUCAAAACCGUCUGUUGACUUCCUGGUUCUCUGAAACCCCUCCCUCAGAAAUACGCAAUGGGUUCUGAUUGGUUAGUUGUGAUUCGCUAACCGUCUAGUGCACGCUGUCCAGAAACGUCAAGCCCCUUUACCAUUAAUGGCGUCAAUAUUGCCUUAUCAAUUUGAGCCUGAAUCAGACCCAGAGAAUAUUAGUGAAGAGGAUCGAGCAGAACUCUUACAGGACGUUUCAGAAUGAUGUCACACAACAGCGAUGGAUGCUUGAAUCAGAUGAAUAACAGUGGAAACACUGUUGAUCCAUUAUCAAGAGGAGAAUCCAAAAACCGGCACUCACAGAUUGAUUCUGCAGGGGCCACCAGCCAGCACAGAUCUAAUGAGAAUGGAAUGGAAGGGAAGGGGGACGAGAAAGAACGCCUGCAUCUGUUGCCAAAAAGAUACUUAAGUACAGUAACUUGUUACAUUUACUCAAAUACUUUACGCCACUGGAUACACAGAUUGAUUUGUGUAAUUGCUCUACAGCGCUUACACAAAAUGGACAAUAAUCUCCAUUUGCUGAUCCCAAAGAUGGCCAGACUAGCUCUUGAUUUACCUGAACUCAUUCAAAAGCCCAUCCCUCUCCUGCGACAGCAACAGAACCUGGCCAUAACAAUGUCUCAGCAGCAGAUUUCUUGUCUGUUAGCAAACGCCUUCUUCUGCACCUUCCCUCACAGGAACAACACUAAACCUGGUUCAGAAUAUGCCAACUACCCCACCAUCAACUUCAGCAGUUUUGUUUUUUUUGGUAUAGCCUAUUUGCUAACAAGACCUGCCUUAAAGGCAGAGAAACUGAGGGCCAUAUUCCAUUACUUCAACACAGUGACAAAUAAUGAAGAUCCAGCAAAACCAGAUGGACUGGUUACUUUUGAAAGGAUUAGCAUUCCAACAUCACAGCUCCCUAAAUGGAAAUUGUUUUCAGAAGUUCCCCUGAGGAACCUUCACAUCUCUCCAGAAGGAUCCAUUGAGCAUGAGGGUACAGGGAUGCUGCAGGUGGAGUUUGCCAGCAAUUAUAUUGGUGGUGGGGUGCUGGGAUCGGGACUGGUUCAGGAGGAGAUCCUCUUCUUCAUGAGUCCAGAGCUCAUCGUGGCCAGACUCUUCACUGAGAAACUGGCUGAUAACGAGUGCCUCAAGAUCACAGGUCCUCAGAUGUACAGCUUUACUUCUGGCUACAGCAAAACCUUUUCUUGGGUGGGUCCAUACAAUGAUUGCAUGAAGCGGGAUAACUGGAAGAGACGUUAUCGGCAGAUUGUUGCCAUCGAUGCUCUCGACUUCAAGAACCCGAAGGACCAGUACACUAAAGAGAACAUAAAACGAGAACUCAACAAGGCGUUUGUGGGAUUCCAUGGAGACGUGAAAACGGCCAUCGCAACGGGCAACUGGGGCUGCGGUGCCUUCAACGGAGAUCCUAAACUCAAAGCUCUCAUCCAGUUGAUGGCUGCCGCCGUGGCUGGACGAGACAUGGCUUACUUCACCGCUGGCAAUAAAGAACUUGCAAAAGAAAUACAAAGAAUGCAUGAGAUACUGACCAUCAACAAAGUGACCGUGGGUAAGUACAUUCAUUGAAGUCAAAACACACAGAACCA
Sinocyclocheilus rhinocerous is the source of this 1692-nucleotide messenger RNA. Its product is annotated as poly(ADP-ribose) glycohydrolase-like. The record is from RefSeq and is a predicted model, not a curated record. The transcript has 12 exons. Gene Ontology annotation, biological process: ATP generation from poly-ADP-D-ribose; carbohydrate metabolic process; nucleotide-sugar metabolic process. NCBI's taxonomy places the organism in Eukaryota, Metazoa, Chordata, Actinopteri, Cypriniformes, Cyprinidae. The coding region runs from base 308 to 1672 and encodes 454 amino acids. Gene Ontology annotation, cellular component: cytoplasm; nucleus. Gene Ontology annotation, molecular function: poly(ADP-ribose) glycohydrolase activity.